UAAGUGGAAGUUGCUGCAAAAACAGGUUCCUAAUUCUAAUGACCAAGACCAAAAUCAAUGGAUUGGUUAAACACUCCUUUGGACCUAGGCGCAAAAACAUGAUGUCUUGAAGCUUGGAGCAGCCACUUUUCCAUUCCAUCAAAGUCCCUUCAAACCUGUGACCUGCAAAGAGAAAAUAGCUUAUUUUAAAAGCACUUUUCAAAAGAACUUAGAGAGCUGAAAAACAACUAAAUGAAUCAUUCCGUUUGAACCUUUAUCCAUAAGUUUAACCUAAGCAUCCAAAAAGCGCUUUUGACAUUAACUUAAAACAGAAUAAACUAAAUCCCACAUAAUCUGGGAUGAGAAAUUCAAGAAAGAAAGGAGUUUCUUAAGACUUAAUCUGGUCUUCAUAAAUUUGGAUGAAAGGUUAACAUAGAGACAGAUCAACAGUAAGAGAUUUUUUCAAAAGAAACUCUAAACACAACAGCAAGAACAGCCAUAAACGCAGUAAAAGCUAUUUUUCAAAACCCAAAAUCAAGAACAACAUAAACGCAGCAAAGCUAUUUUUUUUCAAAAUCCUAAAAAAUGAAAUAGAAGAAUGAGGCUUAUCUGGAGACAGGGGGCAUCAUCGCCGACAACUUCAUCUUCUUCUCCUUCCAACAAAUCGACCACUCACCCUUCACCACCACAACUCAACGAUAUCACCCGUCUUCACCUCCGAUCAAAUCCAUUCUACCGGACUACCACCUUUCGUUUCUUCUUCCGCCGUCACAAACCCUUGCGUCCCCAAUUUCCAUCUCUUCCGGCGCAAAACCUAAUCCAGAUGCAGAUCUUCGUCAAAACCCUGACGGGGAAAACCAUCACCCUCGAGGUCGAGUCUUCCGACACCAUCAACAAUGUCAAAGCAAAGAUCCAAGAUAAGGAAGGAAUCCCAUCGAACCAACAACGACUGAUCUUCGCCGGCAAACAGCUAGAAGACGGCCGCACUCUUGCUGACUACAACAUCCAGAAGGAAUCCACACUCCACCUUGUUCUUCGUCUCCGUGGUGGAGCCGAGAAGCGUAAGAAGAAGACCUACACCAAGCCGAAGAAGAUUAAGCACAAGCAUAGGAAGGUGAAGCUAGUUAUUCUUCAGUUUUACAAGGCUGAUCAUUCUGGGGAAAUUUUGAAGGUACGAUCUGAAGCUUUUGUUGUAAAACCUAAUUAUGUUGGUGAGACUUGGGCCUUUGGCCCAAGCGAUUUUGGCCUGCGUGUACACUCCCUAAAUGCUACUGCAUCCCAUCCGAUUGGGCUCUGA
Lathyrus oleraceus (garden pea) is the source of this 1276-nucleotide messenger RNA. Its product is annotated as ubiquitin-40S ribosomal protein S27a-like. Bases 578 to 1276 code for a protein of 232 amino acids. The transcript has a single exon. Gene Ontology annotation, molecular function: protein binding. NCBI's taxonomy places the organism in Eukaryota, Viridiplantae, Streptophyta, Magnoliopsida, Fabales, Fabaceae. The record is from RefSeq and is a predicted model, not a curated record.